UAUUUGUGCUACCAAACAAGGAUUUAACAGUGAUUCCGACAACGACUAACGACAAUCGACCGUGAUCAGGCAUUUAGGCAUCAAAGUGGACAGGGCAGAGAACCAAAACGAAUGAUUCCAGUAAAACAAAGCGACAAAAAUAACUAACAAAAAAAUCAAGAAAGUAAUAAAUAAAUAAAAACCACGAAAAGAAAUGGAGGUGCACCACACUUGUCCAAAGAUAAAAUGCGCACCACCAUCACCACCUCACAGAUUUCUGCCCGGUCUCUUUGCUAGCGUGCGCCGAUUUUCCUUUUCUUCUCUCUAAUGGCGACUUCUCUGCAACUAUGUCGUUUCUGCAUCCGCACCGGUUCCGAUAAUUUCGGCGGAAAAGCCGGAGCUCUCCCUUUCCGAAAGCCUAUCUUCGUCAGAUGCUCCGGCGAUUCCACUUCUUCCUCUUCCAUAGCUGUGGAUCCCGAUAACUUUGAUGCCAAGGCUUUUCGGCAUAACUUGACGAGGAGCAAGAAUUAUAAUCGGAAAGGUUUCGGACACAAAGAGGAAACUCUCGCGCUAAUGAAUCGGGAGUACACCAGUGAUAUCAUAAAGAAAUUGAAGGAAAAUGGAAACGAGUAUACAUGGGGAAAUGUUAGGGUAAAAUUGGCAGAAGCAUACGGUUUUUGCUGGGGAGUUGAGAGAGCUGUCCAAAUUGCUUAUGAAGCCAGAAAACAGUUUCCUGAUGAGAAAAUUUGGAUUACCAAUGAAAUUAUCCACAAUCCAACUGUUAAUAGGCGGUUAGAGGAGAUGGAGGUUAAAAAUAUUCCUAUUGAAGAAGGGAAAAAACAGUUUGAUGUAGUGAAUGAGGGUGAUGUUGUGGUAUUGCCUGCUUUUGGAGCUGCAGUUGAUGAGAUGUUGGUUUUGAAUGACAAAAAUGUGCAAAUUGUUGAUACAACCUGUCCUUGGGUAUCUAAGGUAUGGAACACUGUAGAGAAGCACAAGAGAGGAGACUACACUUCAAUCAUUCAUGGUAAAUAUGCUCACGAGGAGACAAUCGCAACUGCAUCUUUUGCUGGAACAUAUAUGAUUGUGAAGAAUAUGACUGAGGCAAUGUAUGUUUGUGAUUAUAUUCUUGGAGGUGAACUUAAUGGAUCUAGCUCCACCAAAGAGGCAUUUCUGGAGAAAUUUAAAUAUGCUACUUCAAAGGGAUUUGAUCCAGAUUGUGACCUAGUAAAAGUUGGCAUUGCAAAUCAAACUACAAUGCUGAAGGGAGAGACAGAGGAAAUUGGAAAAUUAGUGGAGAGGACAAUGAUGCAAAAAUAUGGAGUGGAAAAUGUUAAUGAUCACUUCAUAAGCUUUAACACAAUUUGUGAUGCAACACAAGAGCGACAAGAUGCAAUGUAUAAGUUGGUGGAGGAAGACCUGGAUCUUAUGUUAGUAGUCGGUGGGUGGAACUCAAGCAAUACCUCACACCUUCAAGAAAUUUCAGAGGACCGUGGAAUCCCUUCAUAUUGGGUUGACAGUGAACAGAGAAUAGGUCCAGGAAACAGAAUAGCUCACAAAUUGAAACAUGGGGAGCUGGUUGAGACAGAAGACUGGCUACCAGAGGGUCCAAUCACAAUUGGUGUUACAUCUGGUGCCUCCACACCAGAUAAGGUUGUCGAGGAGGCCCUCAUCAAGGUUUUUGACAUAAAACGUGAAGAAGCCUUGCAGGUAGCAUAAAUAUCGGUUCACACAGGUGCAUCAGCCGUUGAUUCUCGUUUGGUAGUACAAUCUGGUCAAUGUAUAAUUGAAACAAGGAACUUCAAUCUGACAGUAUAAUUGCAUGUACUGUUAAUUGUAAUGCUGUAUGUUACUAUGUAUCAUGAAAUGGUUGAUAUAUAUAAGUAUCUGUAAGUUUUCAGUAUUCCUUUCACCGUAUACAGAUCCUGAACUCCAGCGUGAAGAGCAAUGUUAUUAAAUCAGCAGCAAACA
Durio zibethinus is the source of this 1947-nucleotide messenger RNA. Its product is annotated as 4-hydroxy-3-methylbut-2-enyl diphosphate reductase, chloroplastic-like. Gene Ontology annotation, biological process: isopentenyl diphosphate biosynthetic process, methylerythritol phosphate pathway; dimethylallyl diphosphate biosynthetic process. Gene Ontology annotation, molecular function: 4-hydroxy-3-methylbut-2-enyl diphosphate reductase activity; metal ion binding. The record is from RefSeq and is a predicted model, not a curated record. NCBI's taxonomy places the organism in Eukaryota, Viridiplantae, Streptophyta, Magnoliopsida, Malvales, Malvaceae.